Molecule: messenger RNA, 1581 nt
Organism: Aedes aegypti (yellow fever mosquito)
Lineage: Eukaryota; Metazoa; Arthropoda; Insecta; Diptera; Culicidae
Product: clavesin-2
Exons: 2
Coding region: 139-1101 (320 amino acids)
Cellular component (GO): membrane
Molecular function (GO): phosphatidylinositol bisphosphate binding
Source: RefSeq, a predicted model, not a curated record
ACGGUACAGAGACAUAUCUACCUACUCGUCGUUUCUUCCGCGUUGAAAUCGCCUUUUCCACGGGCAGCGAGCUUUCCUUCAUACAACUACAGUUCACAUUGAACCACGCGCGCUGCACCAUUCGUCAUCGUCGUCGCCAUGGCCAGUAAGGAAUCAGUCGGUUACAGUGUGGAAAAGUGUCCCAAGGAAUAUCAACCCUACAGUUGUAAUCUAACAGAUCGCGAACGAAGUCACGCCAAAGAUCAGCUGGGAGAAGAUGACGCAAUCCGGGAACAGGCCUUACAAAAUAUGCGGGAAUGGAUCGCCACUCACCCGCACAUUCGAAAGUGUCGAACAGAUCCAACCUUUCUCUUACGGUUUUUGAGGGCGCGAAAGUACAAUUUGGCGGAAGCAUGCGAAACCCUGGAGCGAUACCUCUCGAUGCGACAAGUGUUCCGAAUUUGGUUCGAGACUUUGGACCCCGAGGACAAGUACAUGAAGCAGCUGCUGGCUACGGAAGGGGCUCUUCCGCUUGGAGUUGACAAGCACGGACGAAUGAUCGCUCUGGUCAAGGUUCGCAACUUCGAUGCCACCAAGUACACCUGCCAUCACUUGGGGCGAUUUACGCAUAUGGCAAUGGAGGCGUUCUAUGACGAUGAACAGGUUCAAAUUGGCGGAGGUGUGGCGAUCAUCGACUGUCAGGACGCCACAAUGGCCCAUUUCACGUUGUUCAAGCUGUCCGACAUUCGUAACUUCAUGGAAUGUUUGAAGCAUGCACUUCCCGUACGUGUCCAGGAGGUGCACCUGAUCGGUCUACCGCGCAUUGGAGCAGCAAUCGGUGAUCUCAUCCUCAAUUUUGCCAGUGCCGAGAUGAAACGUAGAAUCAAUUUUCACGCAAACCUGUCGGACGCCCUCAAGCUGCUGGAUGUGCAACUGUUGCCGGUGGAAUACGGUGGCACGCAGUGUGCAAGGGAAGUUACCGAGCGUUUGAGGGAUCGGUUGGCGGCCAGCAGGGAAGUUUUGUUGCUACUGGACGAGCUGGAGAUCGAUGGAGCGCCCUAUGCUGGGUUCUGGAACCAGGGCAAAGACGAGGACGUGGAGUUUGGGAUGGAAAUUGACUGAUUUAAUUGUUUGCUAACAACCGGCCAGUGAAUUUACACAGAUUUCAAUCGCUGAAUUAAUUGUUGAUAGUUGUUCUAUAUUCAAAUCGUAAUGCGACUCAAUUUUUAUAAUGAAUAGUUUGAUACUACAAUUCGUCUAAGCUUCCGACUCUUGAACAAAAAAAUCUAUAGUUUACACUCCUUUUGAGCUCGAUAAGCAUACUUAAAGUGAUGUGAAAUGAAAACGUUUACAGAGAAUGAAAAUAUGCACUAUAAACAAAUUGUAAUCUAUUUGAAUGAUCUAAAAUCUUCAACUGAUCAAAGUUUUGAAUUCAAGGAACGGAUUGGCAAUCGUGACUCAUAUUUAUAAGUUUAAUAAUUCAAUUUUAUUGUUUGAAUUUUGAUAUGAUGUUCAGGUAGGUACUUUUCAAUACUCAGAAUCGAUGAACGUAAAAUAAAUAUUGAUUAUACUAGAAAAAAAGAUAAUCACGGUUGAAUAGUU